Messenger RNA from Torulaspora globosa, 1557 nucleotides. It is a transcript of the gene ALD4, whose product is annotated as aldehyde dehydrogenase (NADP(+)) ALD4. Gene Ontology annotation, molecular function: aldehyde dehydrogenase (NAD+) activity. The record is from RefSeq and is a predicted model, not a curated record. NCBI's taxonomy places the organism in Eukaryota, Fungi, Ascomycota, Saccharomycetes, Saccharomycetales, Saccharomycetaceae. Bases 1 to 1557 code for a protein of 518 amino acids. The transcript has a single exon.
AUGUUUGCAAGAUCAGCUGUGCUUGCUAGAAACUCCAGCUCUCACAUCGGGAGGAUCCAACUUAGAUAUUUUUCACACUUGCCCUUGACAGUUCCCAUUAAGCUGCCCAACGGGUUGGAGUACGAGCAACCAACCGGUUUGUUCAUCAACAAUAAGUUUGUUCCUUCGAAGCAGAAGAAGACGUUCGAAGUGAUCAACCCAUCGACCGAGGAGGAGAUCUGUCACGUGUACGAAGGUAGAGAGGAUGACGUGGAGGAUGCGGUCAAGGCAGCUGAUGUGGCCUUCAACAAUGGUUCGUGGUCGACUGUUGAUCCAUUGGCCAGAGGCAAUGCUCUUUACAAACUAGCUGAGUUUAUCGAGCAGGACAAGGAUGUGAUUGCUUCCAUCGAGACCUUGGAUAACGGUAAGGCUAUUUCGUCUGCCAGGGGCGAUGUGGAUCUUGUGAUCAACUACUUGAAGUCUGCUGCUGGAUAUGCUGACAAGAUCGAUGGUAGACUCAUCGACACCGGUAGCUCCCACUUUUCAUACACCAGAAGGGAACCUUUGGGUGUGUGCGGACAGAUCAUUCCAUGGAACUUCCCCUUGUUGAUGUGGGCUUGGAAAAUUGCCCCUGCUUUGGUUACUGGUAACACUGUUGUUUUAAAGACUGCCGAGUCGACUCCACUAUCUGCCCUAUAUGUUUCCAAGUACAUCCCACAGGCUGGCAUUCCUCCAGGUGUCGUCAACAUUGUCUCCGGUUUUGGUAAGAUUGUCGGUGAAGCUAUCAGCAACCAUCCAAAGGUUAAGAAGAUUGCGUUCACUGGUUCGACUGCGACCGGUAAGCAUAUCUAUCAAACUGCUGCAGCAUCUUUGAAGAAGGCAACUCUUGAGUUGGGUGGUAAAUCGCCUAACAUUGUCUUCGCAGAUGCUAACAUUAAGCAGGCCGUCGACAACAUUAUCUUGGGUAUCUACUACAAUUCUGGUGAAGUCUGCUGCGCUGGCUCAAGAGUCUACGUGGAAGAAUCUAUUUAUGACGAAGUUAUUAACCAAUUGAAAAUUGCUUCCGAAGCAGUUAAGGUGGGUGAUCCAUUUGAUGAAAACACCUUCCAAGGUGCUCAAACUUCGCAGAAUCAGUUGUCUAAGAUUUUGAGUUACGUGGAGAUUGGUAAGAAGGAAGGUGCCACUUUGAUUACAGGUGGUGAGAGAUUGGGCGACAAGGGUUAUUUCGUUAGACCAACUGUGUUCGGUGACGUUAAUGAACAGAUGAGAAUUGUGAAGGAGGAAAUUUUCGGCCCUGUUGUCACUGUCACCAAGUUCAAGAACUUGGACGAAGUUGUCGAAAUGGCUAACGAUUCUGAAUACGGAUUGGCUGCUGGUAUUCACACGGUGAAUAUCAACACAGCAAUUAAAGUGGCUGACAGACUAAAGGCUGGUACCGUCUGGAUCAACACUUAUAACGAUUUCCACCACAGUGUUCCAUUCGGUGGCUUCAACGCUUCCGGACUUGGCCGUGAAAUGGGUGCUGAGACUUUGGAGAAUUACACUCAAGUCAAGGCUGUCCGCGCCAAGUUGGUUUAG